AACAGCCCCCAGUGUUUUCAACAACUCUGAACGCUGCUUAUUUUGAACUUGCAUUUUUCCACGUUUGGUGACAUUUACCCCCGGAAACGUUUCCAAACACACGGCUGCUCGUCUGGAGGUGAAAGCGAGUCCGCUAAUGUAGACCAAAAAUGUCCAAAAACAUGAAAAUAACGCUGAUAUUUGGGGGGUUUAUCACAGCCGUGGCCGCCGCAUUUUACCCCAUUUUCUUCCACCCGCUCACACACACAGAGGAGUACAAACAAAUCCAGAAGAUAAAUCGAGCAGGAAUCAACCAAGCAGACGUGCAACCAGUGGGUGUGAAGAUAUGGUCAGAUCCGUACAAGCCUACAAGCAAAUGAUGGCCUCUGACAUCUUAGACGAUUGCAGAAAGUGAUGCUGCUGGAUGGCUAUGAGUGGAAAACUCCUAUUUGCUUGAUGUGUGUGUGUGUGUGUGAGUGAAUGCUCUCCAGAAUGUGUGCGGUUUUGGUUGUUUGCUGUUAUGGUGUUCUGUUUAUCCUAUGAAUAAAAUUUUAAAACCUUAGCACUAAA
Myripristis murdjan (pinecone soldierfish) is the source of this 549-nucleotide messenger RNA. RefSeq names its product small integral membrane protein 20 (gene smim20). Lineage: Eukaryota; Metazoa; Chordata; Actinopteri; Holocentriformes; Holocentridae. Gene Ontology annotation, biological process: mitochondrial respiratory chain complex IV assembly. The transcript has 3 exons. Bases 150 to 359 code for a protein of 69 amino acids. Gene Ontology annotation, cellular component: mitochondrial inner membrane. The record is from RefSeq and is a predicted model, not a curated record.